AUGGCUGUAACACGGAGCGCAGCUCUCAAGCUUGACUGGACGAAAGUGUCCACUUCACUCGGCCUCCGGGGCCAGACCGCCGCCUCCCUCGCUGCCUUCAAGAAGCGCAACGAUGACGCCCGCCGCAAGGUGCAAGUGCUUUCCGAGCAACCGCAGUCUAUCGACUUCGAACACUACCGCAGCGUGCUGAAGAACCAGGCCGUCGUCGACGAGAUCGAGCAGCACUUCAAGUCGUUCAAGCCCGCCACUUUCGAUGUGAAUAGACAGCUCAAGGCGAUCGAGGCCUUCGAGGCACAAGCUAUGAAGGGCGCGGAGGAGACGAAGGGCAAAGUUGAGCUUGAGUUGCAGAGUCUUGAGAAGACGCUGGCGAAUAUUGAGACGGCAAGGCCGUUUGAGGAUCUUACGGUCGACGAGGUUAGCGAGGCUCGACCGGAUAUCCUCGAGAAAACUUCCCAAUUGGUCUCCAAGGGCAAAUGGAUGCCGCCCGGCUACAAGGAACGAUUCGGCGACCUCUCCUUCCUGUAA
Messenger RNA from Histoplasma mississippiense, 525 nucleotides. RefSeq names its product ATP synthase D chain, mitochondrial. The transcript is spliced from 4 exons. Gene Ontology annotation, molecular function: proton transmembrane transporter activity. The record is from RefSeq and is a predicted model, not a curated record. Gene Ontology annotation, biological process: proton motive force-driven ATP synthesis. NCBI's taxonomy places the organism in Eukaryota, Fungi, Ascomycota, Eurotiomycetes, Onygenales, Ajellomycetaceae. The coding region runs from base 1 to 525 and encodes 174 amino acids.